Messenger RNA from Cyprinus carpio (common carp), 5014 nucleotides. Its product is annotated as VPS10 domain-containing receptor SorCS3. Lineage: Eukaryota; Metazoa; Chordata; Actinopteri; Cypriniformes; Cyprinidae. Gene Ontology annotation, molecular function: protein binding. The transcript is spliced from 27 exons. The record is from RefSeq and is a predicted model, not a curated record. Gene Ontology annotation, cellular component: membrane.
GGCUUGGAUUCAGUACCUCCCCUAUGUGCUGCCUUACUCCAUCAUCACAUCCCUGAACGUGAGCGGUGUAGCUGAGGAGCACUUCUUUAAAACCCGACACUUCGCUGGAGUUGCUUCCGCGCGUCUGAGAGUCUGUGGGAGGGGAGAAGCAUUCCCCAAAAUCUCUUCUAACGAUGGAGACCCGUCUGGUUGUAUUCCCUGGCUCCCACUUUACUCUUUCUACCUGGCUAAUUCUUUCCUCCUGGUAUGUUUUUCCAAAUGUAAAGGCAGAUAUAAGUUGCGCGCCAUGUAUGUCGCCAAUGCAAGUGAACUACGCAGGGGAUGAGCAUCUGCGUGACCCGCCUGAUUCUGGGAAAUAUCCGAGAGAGGAUCAAAAGAAACCCAAGCUGAUCACAGUUCUUUACCCGAAUAUUGGAGUACCCACUGCACGAGAGGUGGAUGGUUUUCCAGGGAUCGCGCCGGAACUGGAAAGAAACGCAGAGGAGAUAAACUCCCGCGCGCCUUUGGGGAACUUCACCGAGUCCGCUUUAGACGAAGAAUUGUUUUCGGAUGAAUAUGUGAAAAGUGAAUCCGAAUUGGAACCCGAGGACGCCGCAUUAGGGAGAGUCAAAAGAAGCGUGCCUGAGUUUCUGCAGAGCGCUGAUGCCCGCUCGGAGGAGCAGAGAAAGACCUCCGGUCUGCGGGUGGACGGACAGAGUAAACGCGCCGAAGUUCGCUGGAACAGGGACGAUGAGCACGAUUCCAGACCAGACGAACCCAAACUGACCAGCAGCACUUUUGCUCUGGCUGGAGACUCCGCGCACAACCACGCAGUCGUGUACUGGACUGGAAAAAACAGCAGUGUGAUUCUGAUUCUCACCAAGCUGUAUGACUUUCACCUUGGCAGUGUAACGGAAAGCACUUUAUGGAGAUCAACGGAUUAUGGCAGCACUUAUGAGAGGCUGAAUGAUAAAGUGGGAGUCAAGACUGUUUUGAGUUACCUCUAUGUCUGCCCCACCAACAAGAGAAAGAUAAUGGUGUUGACUGACCCAGAGUUUGAAAGCAGCGUUCUCAUCAGCACGGAUGAAGGUGCCAGUUAUCAGAAGUACCGCUUGAACUUCUUUGUUUUAAGUCUUCUUUUCCAUCACACUCAAGAGGACUGGGCUUUGGCUUACAGUCACGAUCAGAAGCUGUAUAGCUCAUUUGACUUUGGCCGAAAGUGGCAGCUGGUUCACGAGCGAGUGACUCCGAAUCGCUUCUACUGGUCUGUAACCGGUUUGGACAAGGAGUUAGAUCUGGUGCACAUGGAGGCCCACACUCCUGAUGGCCAUUGUCAGUAUGUGACAUGCAGAGCUCAAGCCUGCUCUGAAUCCAGUAGGACAUAUCCAUUUUCUGGUUAUAUUGAGACCAACUCACUUGUGGUUCAAGAUGAAUACGUGUUUGUUCAGGUGACGACCACUGGCAGAGCGAGCUACUAUGUGUCCUAUCAAAGAGAACCUUUUGUACGCAUUAAAAUCCCCAAAUACUCCCUGCCCAAGGACAUGCAUAUUGUGAGCACAGAUCAAGGUCAGGUUUUCACCGCCGUCCAGGAGUGGAACCAGAAUGAUACCUACAACCUGUACAUAUCUGACACGCGUGGGGUGUACUUCACCUUGGCUUUGGAGAACGUCAGGACCAGCCGUGGGCUCGGAGGCAACAGCAUGAUCGACCUUUACGAGGUAGCAGGGAUUGAAGGUAUGCUCAUUGCUAAUAGGAAGGUGGAGAACCAGGUGAAGACGUACAUUACUUACAACAAGGGCCGAGACUGGAGGCUUUUGCAGGCGCCCACUACUGACCUGGCAGGAAAUCCCAUUCAUUGUGUGCUGCCGUUUUGCUCGCUGCACCUACAACUGCAGAUGUCAGAGAACCCAUACCUCUCAGGCUCCAUCUCCACCAAGAGCUCUGCACCAGGAGUCAUCGUGGCUACAGGAAAUAUUGGCUCUGAGCUGUCUUAUAAUAAUGUGGCGAUGUUCAUUUCAUCAGAUGCAGGCAAUAACUGGAGACAGGUAUGGCUGGUUCACACUGUGUGGUUUUUGGACAAAGGUGGAGCUUUGGUUGCCGUGAAGCAGCCCACUGUGCCCACUAGACAUCUUUGGAUCAGCUUUGAUGAAGGUCGUCAGUGGACGCGUCACAGUUUCUCAGCAAUGCCGCUGUUCGUGGACGGUGUUCUGGUGGAGGCAGGUGCAGAAAAUCAGAUCAUGACGUUUUUCGGACACUUUAGUCAUCGUUCUGAAUGGCAGCUAAUCAAAAUUGACUACAAGUCCAUAUUCACCAGACGGUGCACAGAGGGAGACUACCAAACUUGGCACCUACAUAACCAGGGUGAGCCAUGCAUAAUGGGUCAAAAGCAGAUCUACAUGAAGCGUCGUCCAGGAAACUACUGCAUGGUUGGAUGGGACAACUCCAGGAUCCUGUCUGCAGAACCCUGCAUUUGCAGAGCACACGACUUUGAAUGUGAUUAUGGAUUUGAGAGAAGAGGGGAUGGAAACUGUUUGCCUGCAUUUUGGUUCAACCCUUCCACAUUGUCUCGAAGCUGCAGCCAAGGGCAAAACUACCUCAACAGCACAGGGUAUCGUAAAGUGGUAGCGAAUAACUGCACAAAAGGAGUGAAGGAAAUGUACACAGCCAGGAAACAGCAGUGUCCGAAUCGCCCCCCGCGAGGUUUAGUCCUGACGACCCAUGAUGACAAACUCACAGCCAACAUGGGCAGCAAUGUGACCUUCCUGGUGCGGCUAGAAGAGGGUGACUCUAUGAGGACAAACAUUCAGCUUUGUGUGUGUGUGUGUGUGUGUGUGUGUGUUUGUGUUUCAGGCCCUGUGGAGCAUAUUCAGCUGCUGGCUCCAUAUGUGGUCAUUAAGAAUAAGGAGGUGAACUUGACGGCAGUGGUCUGGCCUUCUCAUUUCAGAACGCUCACCUAUUUCUGGUGGCUGGGGAACAACACGGAGGUACAAGCAGCUCCUAAUUACAGAUUUUCUGCCUCGCUUUGUUGGGCGAAGGUCAUUGUUAAGUUGUAGUGAGGAGACUCUAUACUACAGGACACCAGAAGCAUCGCCAUACAAGAAUUCUUCAAAUCGCUUCUUUUAUCUUUCUCUCCUAAUCUGGACGAGGCCAACCCCGACAUCCCGGAGUGGAGACAGGAUGUGGGUCGGGUAAUUCAGAAGGCUGUUCUACAAGUCGCUGACAUUCCAGAAGAGCAGCUGCUAGUGGCCGUGUUUCCUGGCAUUCCGACUGCCGCCGAACUCUUCCUGCUUCCUCCUCCCAGGAACCAAUCAGAUGGCAGGAAACGGACCGAGGAGGAUCUGGAUCAGAUCUCUGAAAUCUUGGUCAAUGCAUUGAAUCAGAUCUCUGUGGAGUUCGAGUUGAAACCUGGCUCCCGGGUCAUCGUUUAUAUCACGCAAUUAACUUUAGCUCCACUGGUUGACUCCAUCCCGAGACACAGCAGUUCUGCUAUGCUGAUGCUUCUGUCUGUGGUGUUUUUGGGUUUAGCUGUAUUUCUCAUCUACAAAUUUAAGAGAAAAAUCCCUUGGAUUAACAUUUAUGCAGAGGUGAACCAUGAGAAAGAGCAGGAGAUGAUCAGCACAGUUGGCCAGAAUGACGCCACACCAAAAAUCACCCUGAGUUAGUUCUCGGCCCAGAAAGAACUGAUGGAGAAAGAGCUGGAGGCCCGUGCCAAACGCAGUGUGAUCAACACCUGCGAAAGCACAAGGGAGAUCCCGAACUGCACGAGUGUCUGAAAACAUCAAGAAAGAAGGCGGAGGCGUAUUGUAAUAAUGUGUACAGAGGUAUCACAAUUUUAAAGGUUGACAGUUUUCCUUUUUGCUUUUUUUGUAAUUUCAAAACACUGUCAUUGUUCAUAGUUUUCUAAGGAGCUCAGAUUUGCAUGGGUGUCUUGUUUGUUAUGAUCUGCGUGGAAAAUGAGAAUAGAUUGAACUACUGUACAAGUCACUGAAAACAUGCUUGGUUGAGAAAUUACCAAUUUACCAACAUUUGAAAUUCCAAAAAAAAAUGUUGUUCUGUAAGGGUAAUGGAAAAUUGGUGGCAAAGCCACUUGCCUGGUGCAUUUUUGAAUUAUAUUUGUCAGUUUAUCAGUUUGACAUGGUUUGGGGGAAAAAAAAAGUGGCACUUAGUAAAUCACAAACUUCUGAUUUUUUUUGGGUCAGAACUUAUGUAUGCCAAGUUCGUUUAACUAUUCAAAUUGAUUUUUCACACAUUGUGAAGAGUGAAUUCAUUUAGUGUCUGUAUUAACUUAAUUUUUCAGUAGGUCAUGUCAUUUUUAUAUUUGUUAUAACUUGAACUGAGGGAACAAAAUUGCAGCUGAAGCAUGCAAAAAAAGCCAACAGUGUUUAUAUCCCUCUCUAUAUUACAGCUUAGCCUUCUUCAUGUAAGCAAUCCUGCUCUGCAAUCUUCUAAAUUGGUGGUUGUUGAUACAUUUUAACUUUUAAUAACACAUUUAUCUCAUUUAUCAAGCCUUUGUCUAAAGGCGACGAGAUAUGGACUAAAAUGUGAAUUUUUCAGUCAUGAUGUGGGAUACCUUUCCAAAAGCACUGUGAUAACAUGUCAAUUUGAAGGCAAGCUUUUUAUACCUCUAUAAAGCAGGAAUAUAACUAUUAAGAAUCAUGUCUCUAUAGUAAAGCUUUUUUUUGGAGCUGGAAUUUAGUUAAAAGUCCAUGAAAUAUCAAACGUUGAGAAUGUUUUGUGGAAUAAAUCUCUUGAUAUACAACCAUAGACACAAUAGAGCUUGAUAUCUUUCUGGAAAAAGUUAGAAAACUUAACUUGAAUCUAACAUACCUUCAGAUAAAUGUAAUUUAUUGGAAGCUCCUCAAAUAUAUACCAUCCAUCUGCAUUCCGAGUUUUUUUUUUUUGUUUUGUAGAUAAAUGGCUUACGGAAUAAUUUUCCUUCACAAGUGAAUGCCUUACAAGUAAGAAUGCCUUCUGAAUAAUGUGUAUUGAUCAUUUAGAAUUGAAAAUUAAUUUAUAACAAAGAUAACAGCCUUUU